Capronia coronata CBS 617.96 is the source of this 1779-nucleotide messenger RNA. RefSeq lists its product as uncharacterized. The record is from RefSeq and is a predicted model, not a curated record. The transcript is spliced from 2 exons. Lineage: Eukaryota; Fungi; Ascomycota; Eurotiomycetes; Chaetothyriales; Herpotrichiellaceae. Bases 1 to 1779 code for a protein of 592 amino acids.
AUGGCUCAUGGCGAGCCUCAACAAAUCGACACCGUCAUUGUUGGAAACGGCCCCUCGGCCCUGAUCUUGUCCUACAUUCUUCACGGCAACAUCCCCUGCUACGACGAGUCGAGUCCGCAUCCCGACCACAUCCUCCACGACAAGCUCGUUCGAUGGUGCCAACAGCAACACCAUGACCAUGACGAUGCCCUCGCCGACAAUCUCCUCAACCUCGACAUCGACGCCCUGACAGAGCACUUCACCGCCUCGAGAUUCUCCUACUCGACCCAAGCCCUCCCCGUCAACGUGCUGCUGGACACACUAGUCCGACCGCUAGGAGAGACGGACGACGCGCAGAAGAAAACAUGCGUGAAAUGGCGUCACGACUCUUCUCAAGCGGUUUCGCAUCUGGUGGUAGGCAACACGCCGCGGGCUGGCGGGCAAUGGGUGGACAACCCGGUCCAUGCGAGUUGGGAUAUCGGAACACUGAGCUAUGCGGGCAUGAUAUCGUUGCCCGAGUAUGGAUUUGACGAGCAUUACGAGCGACGACAUGGGCGACCGAUGCCCGUCUACCUGCGCCCAUCGAGACGCGCUGUGGCGGACUAUCUUGCGGCAUAUCCUGAGCAAGUGGGAAUCAACGAUUCCAUAUCCAAUGGCCAACAGGUCUCGGGAGUCUCACGACACGGGGGUGGAUUCUAUAUUGCAUCACAUAACAUCCUGUGCAGGAAUCUUGUUCUCGCGUCAGGGAUCUUCAGCCACAUGAUCCCGCCGCCGCCGCUGCUACAGGCCCUUGCAAGUCUACCUGACAACAACGCGGAGAUGGAGACGGACGCUCUUCUCGUGAUAGGCUCUGGCUUCAGCGCCGCCGACGUGAUCAUAUCAAGUGCCCCAACCCGCAAGAUUCUGCAUGUCUACAAAUGGGCUCCCUCGACAUCUCCGUCGCCUCUACGAGCGUGCCAUCAGCAAGCAUACCCCGAAUACGCCGGAGUCUACAGACGGAUGAAGCUGGCCGCCAUCUCCAGCUCACAUCAACAACCCAAAGACAAGCGUUCGCAUCGACGUCCACGUCCACGCCAGCGUCAUGCGCAAUCAGACUUCGACCUCAGUCGAGACUGGGACUCGACGUACGAGGGCCUUCCGAAUGCCGAAAUCGCCGAUGUGGAAAUGCCAGACGACGGGACCGCUCUGGUGACAUUCACAAUGAGAACUGGUUUUGCUGAUCCUACUGGUUCCGCUGAUCCCAAUGCAUCUGCGCCCUCUUUCCAGCGCCGAGUCAGUGGUCUCGCAUAUGUCGUCGGCCGACGCGGUUCACUAGAGUACUUGUCACCAGAGCUCCUGAAGGAAGUUCUUCCCCGUGACACAUCCUCCCGAGACAAGAGAGCCAUGGUCUCCGGACAUACGCUGCGCGAGAAGGCGAACGCGGACCUCGAAGUAGCGCCGCAUGUCUUCAUCAUCGGAAGUGUGACUGGUGACUCGUUGAUCCGAUUUGCCUAUGGUGGAUGUACCUAUGCGGCCGGGAAGAUCAUGACCCGCCGCUCGUCGGCUGGUGGUGCAAACGGAAACAGAAAUGGAAGUGGAGGUGGCUCCAACGCUGCAAAUGGCGAGUCGCUUCUCGCGUCGACUGACAAAGACAAAGACAAGGGCAUGAAUAGCAUCCAUGUCUCCCUCCGAGAGAGUGCGGGUCGAUGCCAGACGCCGUCGCCCAAGAUUCCUGCCAUGAACGGCCUCGACGGCCAUGCGCCGAGUCCGGCGAGUCUUGCAGAAAAGGGCAUGUCGCUGGACAGACGGAAGGAAUCGUGA